AUGGAGUAUUCGUUUAUUUCACGGCAAACCUUCGAUGAUCUGAUUAAACGAUAUAUUGGAAGUUUAGCACCAAAUAAGAAAGAGAAAGCACUAAUCGAUCAAGAAAAACUACAAAAAAUCAAGGAAAUUCUUCUUGACCCUACAAAUACUAAAUU
Cetraspora pellucida is the source of this 155-nucleotide messenger RNA. The record is from the annotation of a GenBank genome assembly. NCBI's taxonomy places the organism in Eukaryota, Fungi, Glomeromycota, Glomeromycetes, Diversisporales, Gigasporaceae.